Macrobrachium nipponense is the source of this 7491-nucleotide messenger RNA. It is a transcript of the gene per, whose product is annotated as period circadian protein-like. The record is from RefSeq and is a predicted model, not a curated record. Gene Ontology annotation, biological process: entrainment of circadian clock by photoperiod; circadian regulation of gene expression; negative regulation of transcription by RNA polymerase II. NCBI's taxonomy places the organism in Eukaryota, Metazoa, Arthropoda, Malacostraca, Decapoda, Palaemonidae. Gene Ontology annotation, molecular function: transcription corepressor binding; transcription cis-regulatory region binding. Gene Ontology annotation, cellular component: cytoplasm; nucleus.
CCAGUCUGAACGUCAGUGCAACAGCGAACUCUCAGCUGUGUCAAGUGUAUGGAGGAGAAUACUUGUGCAAUUGUGAAUUAAAAUUGUGUUCUCUGAUCUCAAAUGAAAGCAAUUGAAGUGUUGUGAUAUGAAUCGAAUGUAUGGAAAAACAGAAAAUGUUCUUUUACAGUAGUAAGAGGGCGUACAGUGAGUGGAUAUAGCUAAACCUUGGACAUAACCUUAAAGCCAUGAAUAUGGAAGGAAAUGAUGGCCAUGCUUCUGCCCCUCCAGUUCAUCCUGACGAAGACGAUGGCAACGUGGGUUAUCAUCACCAGCAGAGCAUUCCCGACAUCGCCCCGUCUCACGCCCUCUCGGAUGUGGGGACGAUGGAGGAGCAGGCGAUGGACGACGCCAAGAACCCAGGUCAGCAGGAGUCGGCGUACGGAUCCCUGGAGUCCUCAUCACAAGGCCAGUCGCAGAAAAGCAGCUACAGCGGAAGCAAAAGUCUCAACAGCGGCUCGAGUCACAGUAGUGGAUUUGGCGACCAUGCGGAUUAUAGCGAAAACAGAAUACCCAACACUGAAAUUAAGCACAAGGACCAUAAGAAGAGGAAGACGAAAGAAAAGAUAGAGAAACCACUCCCGAAAGAGAAAACGGAGAAAGCGAAGGAGGAAGAAAAGACAGAAAAGGACGUCCCUGUCGUGGAGGAAAAGGGACCCAGAUUGAUGCCUGAACCACCACCUAAUGUGAUUCGUGAAGCUGAAGAAGCUCCUCCAGAAUUCCCGUGUCACAACAAUGAGACGGAAGAGCCUAUUUUUGAACAACCUACUCUUGUUUAUACUCAAGCCCUUCACUAUAUUCGGAAAAUAAAGGAGCGUUCUGUUGAACAAGGUAUACCAUUAACCAGUCCAGAGCUACGAAAAUUGCCCAAAGACAGUAGUGAAUUUGCUGCCUUUUUGAAAAGCAUUAAGACUACAGUGGGUUUCACUGCAGCUAUUAGUAUUCAGGAUGGAACGGUACUUCAUGUGUCUCCAUCUAUUACAGAAGUCUUAGGAUUCCCAAAAGAUAUGCUAAUAGGUCAAUCUUUUAUAGAUUUUGUAUAUCCACGUGAGAUAAACUUAUCCUCCAAAAUUAUUCACGGAAUGAACCCAACUUUUGGAGCAGAAACAAUAAAAGAUUCAUCAGGGACAUCCUUCUUCUGUCGAAUGCGGAUGUAUCAUGGUUUGAAGAGCACGGGAUUUGGGGUGCGAAAUAAACAUACAUCUUAUAAACCUUGUAAAAUGACUCUAAAAUUGCAUGAUCCUUCUGAUGGUGAAGGUUCAAGUUCUGGCAACCGGAAUAUUCUUAUAGCCAGCGUUGUUCCAAUUGAAAGUGCAUACAAAGUUCCAGAGGAAAUACCCGCCUUGAGCAGCUUCAGCACACGUCAUACGGGAAGCUGCAACUUUUCAGAAUAUGAUCCAGAAGCCAUACCUUACUUAGGUCAUUUACCUCAGGAUCUCAUAGGACAUUCAGUAUUCAACUGCUACCAUCCUUUGGAUCUACCUCUUCUCAAAAGCGUAUAUGAAAGAAUUGUUACUAACCAAGGAAAGCUGUUCAAGAGCAAUCCAUACAGAUUUCGUACUUUCAACGGAAGCUUUGUCACGUUAGAAACAGAAUGGCUUUGCUUUGUCAACCCUUGGUCAAAAAAGAUUGAAUCAAUAAUUGGCCAGCAUCAUGUUUUAAAAGGUCCAGCUGAUAUUGAAAUAUUUUUGGACCCUACUGAUAAACCAAUGACACCGCUACCAGAGGAAGUUAUGAAAGAAGCCAAAAAAGCGCAAUCUGAUAUCAUAGAUCUCCUAGAUAAGCCUGUUGCUAUGUAUACAGACCCAAGCAAAGAGCCACAAGAGGUAAGGAGAAAAACAUUGGCUCAUGCUAUGACUCCUAUAGUUGAAGAGAUGGACCAUUUGGAGGAUAAAGAUAUUAAACCAGCUACAGAGAAGAAGGUUGUUCCUUCUGUGACUAGGGUUAGUGCUCAACCACCUGAUAAAUCACACCCACCUGAAGCAGCACAUCCAAGCGUUGUGGAGAAAUGUCAGGAGAGUGUCAAUUCUUCUUGUGAAUCCCCUUCCAGUUAUGGACUACUUAACUACUCAGAGACAAUCCACAGGUUUUUCCGGAGUCAGCCAAAGACUGCUUCUUCUGAUGAGAGUGGAGACAGUAAGAUGGAGGUUUCUCGUGGUGAUAGUACAGCUGGAUCUGGAAAGCAUAAGCAGUCACAGACAAAUUCACAGUCUCAGUCUUGUUCUGGAUCUGGAGAUAAUUACUGUGAUAACACCAGACAAUCAGAUAGCACUGGAAAUGGAAGUGGGAGUGGAGACACAGGAAGAACCUCCAGUCUUGGACGAUCAUAUCGGCAUGUUCAACUUACAGAGGAAGUGUUGUCAAAGCACAAUCAUGACAUGCAAAAGAUGUUUAUGCAGAGACAACGCACUGGAGGAAAGGCACCCAAAGACAAAUUAAAAAGCACUAAGAAGGCAACUAAGAGACCUACUGAAAGGCAUCAUGGAGUGAAGAGGCCAUCAACAGCUUUAGAGCAUGAGUCAAGUGCACACAAACAGGCAUUUAUUGCCCCAUCAGCAGUAGAGACAGGUCAACCGCUAAAACCACCUACAACUGAUGUUUGGCCACGCACAGAUAACACCUCAUCUGUACCUCGCUGUGGAGCUAAUGGGCCAACUGUAGAAAGCAACGUUGGCCGUGCUAGCAGGUUAACAGCUCCAUCAUUUCCUGGUAUUGUGCCAGGAUUUUAUCUACCAACAAGCUCACCUAAUUUGUCUUCUAUACCCUCCAUGGAUAGCAUGACAAUUCCUCAACCACCUGGCCCAACUAUAGUUAUGCAGCACCAACAACCAACUUUUCUACAACCACAAGUUAAUGGAGCUUUCUUCACCAGCCCUGGUUUCAGUAGGUGCCUGCCUUCAUCACUUCCCAACUACUCUAGUGUGGCAGUACCUCUACAAUACAUGGGUGCUUUCCCUGGUGUGAUGUAUCAGCCUGUAGGCCCUCCACUCUUUAAUGCUCCACCUCUUAUGCUUCCUAAUGUAGUUUAUCAGCAUACUGUUGUUCAACCACCUAUUGGCCAAGUGUCUAUUCCACAACAGUCUGAUGGAGAAAAACGUUCUGGUGCUGAAAGUGAACAAGAAAUAGAAACAGGCAAGAGACUUGCUACAAAACGUCCAAUUGUUCAUUUGCAUCGUCCAGACUCCCAAGCUACUUCAGUGAAGGCAGAACCUGGGUCUGCUCGUGGCAGUAAUGCAUCUGCGUCUGGAAAACUAAUAAGUACUCAUUCUCUUGCUGCCGAAAGCAUUCGCUCGUACUUAGAAGACGCUAAUCAGAUGUCUCCUGGCUGUGCACCCAAGGAUAUUGAGAAUCGCCGUGCCUCAUCACAGGUGUCGCAGUUGUCGCAGUCUACUAGCGUUCAGGCCGAAGCAGAGAGCAUUGGGUCGCCAGGGAAACAGGAGAAAAUGAUUAUUGGAGACCAAGGGCCCAGAGUAGCGGGAUCCAGGUAUAGCGAUAUGGUAAUGUCUGCUUCAAGUUCAAACUACUCAUCAAGGGAAUAUAAAUCUACUGAUGACAGCAUGCAAAAUGUAUCUGAAAACUCUGAAAAUAGUGAGGCAUCUCAUUCAGAUGCAAGAUGGAAUAUACCUCGCUCAAAGUGUCCUCGCCCUAUUUUAAAUAACCCACAAUGGUUAGAAGAUGUAAAGGUGACCCCAGAACUUUUGUACAAAUACCAACUAGAAACUAAGGAACUAGUUGAUGUUCUCAGACGUGAUAUGGACAUGCUCAAGAGAACAAAGCAGCCCUCUUUGGUGGAUGACCAGCUCUCAUCUUUAUAUAAUGAGCUUGAACUGGAUGGGUCCAACCCAGAUUUGCAUCUUGAAGAAGGUGUUACGUCAUCCUCUGGAGAGGAACAAGCUGGACCAUCUGCUCAGGAAAAUAUUCCAAGAAAGAAGAAAACUUCAACAUACUACAGUAGAAUUGCUAUGCUCCAUGAAGAAGAUGCCCCAAUGCCUCCUCAUGAUGCUUUGAAUUGUAGGGAGCAACUUCCUGCAGAGUCUUCAUGUUACUCAUCUUGAGUUGCAAUUGUACAGUAUACUACUGUACAUGUUACUGUUGUUGGAUUUGACAACUCCAAUUUUUUAACGAUAUUGCUGAGUUUAGGAAGUUGAUGGAAAAGCCAACCAAAAUUACUUUCACUAGGCUCAUGUAUUUUGGUCAGUUAAAUGUUCAAUUUUUUCAAACUAAACUUGAUCAGUUUUUCCAGGAAUCACAAGUUUAUCUUGUUUAAGAGAAUGGUAGAUUUUUCUUUAAUGUUGUUACUGGAAAAAAUAUUCAUUACUGCAUCACUUCAUUCCACAUACAUAUUUCAUUUACAAAGGAGAGACCUGUUGGUGUCACAGGUUACAUUUAUUGCAUGUUAUACGAUAUGCCUACUCUUACAAAUGAGUAAAGUAUUUCAGUUUUUAUCAACCCUCCCCACAAUCUCAUUUUGUGUAAUAUCUGCAUGAUAAAAAAGAAAUCGGAGAAUAUUACACAGUGUAUAUUUUUAACCCGUUAAUAUAGUAGUCGGAGAUAUAUAUUGCCAUUUUGCUUGUUAUUGUUGCUGAAAGGUAUAAUAUGUUCAAAUAAAUAGGCAACACACACAUACCUACUCUAUUUCAAAAGUUAUGUGGAGAGGGGUUUCAGUAUCAAAAAUGUAUUGUCAUGUUUCAGACAAAAUUACAGUAAAGUACUACAUGCUUUUUUUUUGCAAGCAGUAAGUUAAUGUGCAUAAUAAACAAGUGUACUGUCUUUUAAUGACGAAACAUUUAGAACUAUUACAGAUUUUGUUGGUUUUAAGAAAUUAUAAGAUAAGUAAUAAAUUCCAGAUAUGUAAUAAAUUCACCAGAAUAAUUUUUCAACUAUGUCAUUUGGGCCAUGCAUAACAGUUUGAUGAAUUUUAUCAUCUUUUUUUUCAGCAUAUGUAACACCUUUAAAUUAUAUAGCAUAUUAUAGUCCUAUUACCUUUCACAGUCAUAGAACUAUUUUUUCAUUUAUCUUGAAAUAUUUGUUUUGCUGGUCAAACUACAAUAUCUUUUAAGAUUGUAAAUGGAAAAAAGAAAAAAAAAUGGUAGUUUUGUUAACUUUAAAAUGAACCCUUUCAUUGUCGUUGGCUUUUACAGUAUCAAACCCCAGUACACUGUAAUCUAUAGUUGAAGCAGUGAAAUACUUUAGGUAAGAAUGUCAAUGUAGAGCCUUUUAAGUUUCUUUGUAAAAUGCUACAAGUCACUUUUGUUAAUAGUUUUUGUAACAAUUUUAGAAAUUAUUUCAAUUUAUUGUUACAUAAAAUCUUAUGGACUUAUUGUAUCUUAGAAAAAGAGGAUACAGCAAUUCAUUCCCUGACUAAGUCUUAUUAUUAUUUACAGUCACUGUUUUCAUUCAUUUCAUCAUGCCAUAUGAAUAUAAGUACUACUAUAUAUUUCCUAAAUAAUGUAACCAGUGAAAAUAUAUUUUAUUGAUACACAAUUUCACGGUAAAUAUUUUUGUAAAAACUGUGUAUGAGAAUGUGAUGGAUCUCAAUACUUUAUGUAAAACUGAAGGUAAACCUUAUUUAUAUCUAAUUCAUGCUUCUGGUUCUUUUUUUUCUGGUGUAUAAAAAUAAGCUUCUGAGUUUGCAAACCCUGUAUGACAUAGUCUGUCUCUAUCUUGUCAAAAAAUAAUGAUCAACAGAGCAUUUACAAACUUGAGAUAUGAAACUGCGAAGCAAAUUAUGUCAACCUACAUUUAGUAUGGAUGCCACCCAACCAAAGUAUGAUUAAGAAUAUGAAAAAUUUAUAAGAGAACACAAUUUCAGUUACUGUAAAAAAACUAAAGAAAACAGAAGUGGUCAACUUACUUUUGAGACUUGUGAAGUAGAAUGGUAAUUAGUGGAAAUAUACAGUAAACUUCUAAGAUCUAAGAGAUGUAGUAUAUAUUCUCAGUAAUAUAUAAUUGAUUUUAGAUUUUAUAAAAUUAUUUGAUCACUUCAGGGAUUCUUCAAGGGUGUUAAAAUUGCCUUCUUUAUCAAUUUUUCAUAUUCCAAUCUUGACUUCAAGUAAGAUGGAUCUUUAAUGAAUGAGUGGUAAGUGGAGGUAAUUUACUUUACAGCUUACAUGUCUCAAGUUUAUUAACAUUAUUUUGUUUCAUUAUAUUUUUUAUCAUAUUUUCCUUGUAUAUUUCCUUUGACUCUAACAUAAGAGCAAGAACAGAAUGGAUAAAUAAAUUGAUGGAAUGUUAAUGUGUUUUAUAGUAAAUAUAUAUGCAUCAAUUGGGUUAGUUACCCAAUCUGUUAGAAAUUGUAAGUGAAAUGAGUACUGUACAGUUUAAUACUAUAGCAUAUAUUGUUGAUGGUAUAAAGUUUUCUUGUAACUACUGAAUACUGUACCUAGAUGUACUAUCACGACUGCUGGCUCAUAAAGUUUUUCUAUAAUUUUACUAGACACCUAUAAUUUCUACCAUGAAUGCUAUGCCAAGAAAGACAACCAAAAAUUUAAAAUAAAGGAAGAAAAGUUUAAAAACAAUUUUACCUGAAGCCACACUUAAAGCACACUUAGGAUUUUAUUAUUCUCUAUGAAUUGUUUGGUAAGGAAAUAUGGUUUUGUAGUUCUGUGGAUAAAAGUACAAAUUUGUAUGGCUAGAACAGGGUAGUGAAUAAUGUACAAAACAUGCAACACUCACCGAGUAUUUCAGUUCAAGAGCCGGAAGCUGAGUUGAAACUUACCUUUUUAUAAAUUGACUGUGAAAGAAUUGUGCUGUGUAAUUCAGAUAUGGCAGUAAUAUUUGUACAGCAGUGUUGUAUAUGAUUAGAUUUUGUAUGUAUGUAAACAAAAGAUAUAGAUCCUGUAUAUGUUUUAAACAAACCUAUUUUCUUUGAAUAGGGCAUUAUCAAUUCUUGUGAAAAGAUUUACUGAGGAGAAUGAGGACAAUGGACCAUUUUGUAAAAUAGUUAAAAUUUUCCUUUAGUCUGUAAAGCUAUGAAUUUUGAACCCUGUAUUUUAUUCAGUUUUGUACUGCUUUUCUUAUUAUGGCUUAGAUGAAAUCUAAGCUCAUUUACCCCAUCCUGGUAGUGCAAAGCAUACCAUAUCCAACUAUCCUUUUAUCAUUGUAGUGGCUAACCUGACUCAACUAGCAUUCAAAAGAGAUUGGACUUUCCAAGUACGUAUAUAUAAUUUAUGUCUGAUUUAGGCAUUCAGACCCCUUUUCUGAUGUAAAAUUGCUUGUAAUUGCUCUAAAAUUAAUUUCCACUUUACAAGUUCAUUACUAAACCAAAUUCGUGUAUUAGAAGCUGCUGCAGGUUGGCAGUUAAAAGGGAUUUUGACGUAGGAAAAAUCUAUUUCUGGGCGAGGAAGCCGUGUCGCUCCUGUGAAAUGUGUCUGCUACAUGCUAAAUUCCCAUGGAAAGGGUUCAAUAUUCAGUUUCACUGCAAAUAUGAUUAAUAAAUAAUUUUAUACAAAA